Vespa velutina is the source of this 6378-nucleotide messenger RNA. It is a transcript of the gene su(sable), whose product is annotated as protein suppressor of sable. Gene Ontology annotation, molecular function: RNA binding; metal ion binding. The coding region runs from base 1616 to 5365 and encodes 1249 amino acids. Lineage: Eukaryota; Metazoa; Arthropoda; Insecta; Hymenoptera; Vespidae. The transcript is spliced from 8 exons. Gene Ontology annotation, cellular component: nucleus. The record is from RefSeq and is a predicted model, not a curated record. Gene Ontology annotation, biological process: negative regulation of DNA-templated transcription.
UUCCGUGCAGCCGCCCGCUCAGAAUAGUUCCAGAUGUGGCCAUGUUUAGUUUGAUCUUUGAAGUUUUCGCUCAUCGUACUCACAAUUGCUACAUUUUUAUACUAUCUUUGCUGACAAUUAGUAGUAACGCUCUGUCCGAAAGAUAAUCGUACUCUUCGCCUGCCUGUCUGCCUGUCUGCCUGCCCGCCUGUCCGCCUGCCUGUCUGCCUGUCUACGGUCACUAGUCUCGUUCACACAAACGUUCAUUAUCUCUUCUCUUACCAACACAAAGAGAGAGAAAGAGAGAAGAGAAAGAAAGACUAAGAGACAAAAAGAGAGAAAGAUUAAUAAGAUUUUCUUUAAAAGCGCGGAAGAAAAACGCGAAACGUCAUCGUCGCGUCGUCACCGACCACAUCGACGAAGAUUCAUGAACGAUAUUCGCGCGAAUCCGUGAAUCGAUAAAAAAAGAAAAACGAAAAAAUUUCAUUUUGCUUCGCAACGAUCGACGCGUAAAAAAAAAAAAACGAAAAUACGUCGGGCUUAAUAUUAUAUAUGGCAUAUAGAAAUACGUAGAAUCAUUGGACGCUUGCCCUCUUGCGGUCGUUUUUAGGAAGGGAGCAUCCUCCAUGGAUGCGAUCCCUUUUCCGUCCCCCCCCUCUCCCGCAUAACAGAGAGAAGCACGGAAGACGACAAAUUUGAUCACGUCGGGAUGCGAAGUGCAAGCUUCUCGUGGCUUUGUCCGUACAUCUUUUCGUCGAAGAUAACGUUUUUUCAUAUAUUACCUUGAACGCGUUGAAAUAAUUACUCUGUCGAUAUACGUUUUCAUGUUUGAAAUUAACCGUCUUUCUAUAUACUAUCGCAUCCCAUGAUAUUCGUUUAAAUCGAAAUUAUUUGUCACGCGUAGUAGAGAUACAUAAACGGAAAAGUCCAAAACGGAUAAUGAUCGUUCCAUAUGCCACGUCAGCAAGAAUGACGUCGCUCUGUGGCAUGACAAAUAACGCGCCAUUUUCUUCUCUUCUAUUUAAUUAACCACGAGAGAGAGAGAGAGAGAGAGGGAGAGAGAAACAGAGAUAGGGAGAUAUCACAGUGAAUAUGUCUUAUCAAAUUUAAGUGCGAUAUCGAUUCUAAAGAACUUCAGAAAGCUUCUAGAGAGAUAUAUACGAUUAAUCGAGCUUAGCUUUCUCUCUGUGUGAGAGAAAGAGAAAGCGAGAGGAGAGAGAUACAGAAGCGUUCGGUGAACGAGGCCCGUUCUAAGAGCAGGCUUAUAAAUUCGGGCUGGGAGAAAGAGGCUAAGAAUAUUUUUUUUCUUUUUUUUUUUUCCAAAAAUUUUUAAUAUCUUUGUCCGUGGGGAUGCGCUCACGCGAGUAUAUAAUAGAUACCGACAGAUAUAGAGGGAGAUAGAGAGAAAGAGAGAGAGAGAAAGAGAGAGGACUAGCGAAAGAGAGGGAGAAAGAGAGAUAGAGAGAGAUAGAAACGGACAAUCGGGCCUUCCUUUGAGUUUAUUUGCCCAUUAUCAAGUUAUUUUCAAAGUCUCAAAUGAUCACAUACAGGCACGCGAAUCCACGAGCAAAGAUCCGUCGUGUGUGGUCGCGUCUAUCGAUCGAAUGAUCAACUUCGGGCCACAGUGGUAUAUCGUAUGGUACAAAACACGAUCGAUCGGGACAAAACAAUGGCAUUAGAGAGUGUUUCCGUGGCCGAGACUCUAAUCCAAAGUAAUAAUGAUAAUGACUUGGAAGAUGGAGAAAUUCCUUCUGAUGAAGAUGAUGAGCCAGUUACUCGUCCACAGACCGAAGUAAUUGAAUCUGCUAAGCCAUCUUCAAAACAAGAUGUAUCAAAGAAUAAAAAUUUUGAUUCUAAGUUUAAUAAGAACAAAAAGCAGCCUAUUCAAGGAACAACUGCUAAACAUGACAGAUACUUAAAAUAUAAAAGUCCAACAGAGGAUUGGGCAGGUGAUGUAGAGAAAGCUAUUAGAGCAGCUCUUGAGGAGGAUGGGGGUAGAAAUACUGAUUCAAAAUCAAAGAACAAAACUAAUAGGAAUAAGAGUAGGAAAAGAGUGCGUGAUGAGCGAGAUGAAGAUCGUUCAAAAGAUCAAAAGAAACGAAAAUUAAGUGAUGAUGAGAAUGGCAAUGAAGAUGACGAUGAAAUGGUUUUUGUUCGAGGUGCUUCUCCUAUUAGAAAAGAUUCUCAAGAUAAUAAUUCUCCCAGACAUACUAAUGAUCAUGAGAAUUUUGAUAGUAAUUCUGAUUAUGAAGAAAGGUCCAACAUAAAUCGGCACAGAGAAAAUGAGAAUAAGCGUGGUGGUAAUGGAAGAGGAGGAGGUCGUAGAGGUGGAAAAAAUGAACGCGGUGGAAAAAAUAAAGGCCGUGGACAAUUGAGGAAUGAAAGGAACGGGCGAAGAAUUCAAACCAACGAACAUGGACAAGAUCCUGAAUCCAUAUGUUUGUAUUACAUGCAAGGAAAAUGUCACAGAGGAGAUGAUUGUCCUUUCUCACAUAAUGCUUUACCUCCCAGAAAGAUGGAACUAUGUAAGUUUUAUCUUAUGGACUGUUGUGCUAAAAGGGACAAAUGUCUUUAUAUGCACCAUGACUUUCCAUGCAAGUUCUUCCAUACUGGUUUGAAGUGUAAUCAAGGUGAUAACUGUAAAUUUUCGCAUCAACCUUUAAAUGAGCAGGUAAAAGGAAUUCUUUUGAAACAUCUUGAAACUGCACCAAAAGAAAUUCUUGGGGAUUUUCCACGUUUGAGUAGAGAAAGAGCAAUGUUAAUGAUAAAUAAUACAGCUACAGCACUCGCCCAAGGACAAGAUACAACGAAUCAGAAAAUUCCUAGUUUAUUUGAUUUGAAUGUGCCUGCACCAACAAAUACUUUAGAUAAAAAUGAAAACAAGGAUGACAAAGAGGAAACAUCCAAUCAACAGAAAAGCACUGUUAGGGAAAGAAAACCUUCUGGGAAAAAGACACGUUGGGGAUCUGAUGAAGAUAGAGUACCAUAUGAACAAAUUAUGUUAUUACAAUCAGCUAAUGAACUUGGUAUUCAAUUGCCUAAUGCAGCUUUAGGUUUAGCGACUCAGCAGCAAUUGCAACAAAGUCAAGUAUUGCAGUCAUGUGUUCCAAGCAUGGAUUUUUACACUGAAACUAAUGCAGAUUCUAAUAAAACAACUGUAAAUAAAUUCAAAGAUAAAGAAGAUUUUACAAAGGAUGUAGAAGAAGAUGAAAUUUUAGCACAAGCGAAAAGAAAAAAUACGUCAACUAAUGAAAAUUCAAAGGAUAUAGAUUUGAGGGAGUUACUAAAAGGUUCAAAAAAACCACCACCUGUGGUUAGUAUAGCUGAUGAAGUUGCAAAUCUUAGUAAAUCCAAGCUCGAUGAAGAAAGUGAUCAAGAUGAUGAAACCGAGCUUGUUAUUGAAAUGCCAAUUGAAGAUGAUGAUAAAGAGAAAGUAGUAGAACCACGAAAAGAAUCCUCGAUAUCAAACGAACAAGGCAAUAUUUCGAGUGUAGCUUCACCUUCUGCGGAAGAACAAGAAGUUCCAUCCCAUUUACCAAAAAAAGCUCAAGAAUUAUUUUUACGUAUCCAGCAGCAACAACGUGCUGCACAGGAUAGCUUUAAAAAUGUGGAAGAUGAGAACAAUGCACGUAGUACAGAUCAGAUUUUAGAAGAUUGGUAUUCGGACGAUGAUGACGACGACGAUGGUGGUAAUUUAACUAUAGUACUUUCUUCGAAAGAUGCUUCAAAAGACGAAUCUGAGCCAUCUGAAAAGGGCCAAAAUAUUAUAAUAAAAGAACAAUUUCAAUCUGCAUCUUCUGCACCAAGUAUACCUCAACCAGCAGCUAUUGUAGAUAAACUUGGAGACUUAAGUAAAAUUGAUAUUAGUGCAGAAGUAUCUAAAUUAUUAUCAUCUCUUAAAGCACAAAGUUCAACAAAUGGUAAAACUCUACAAACUCAACAAAAUAGCACUAUAAAUACUCAAGAAUCUUCAGUUUCAAAAAUGAAAUCUACACAAGAUACAAAUAAUUCUGCAACUGAAUACAAUCCUGUUACUAAAGUAGCUAAUAAUUCUACAUUUGGUGUUUCAAAUCAAAUUUCUAAAAUUGAAAAUGAAGCAUCAAGUCCUAGGUCGUCGCCUGGUACAAGUUCAACAGUAGCUCCUGUAUCUAGAGAUCCUCGAAUGUCCAGAGAUCCUCGACAACGCCGAGAUGAACAGAAACCAAGUAGUCCAAAUAGGAUAGAUCCUAAAAAAGAAACGAAACAUCUUAGGUUAGAAACGAGUAUCUACAGUUCUGGUAUUACAUCAGUAGAUACUAACAUGGAUACAGAUCUUAGAACUAGGGCAGAUCAAGAUCUUCGAAGAAAAGACAUGGAUUUUAGGCAACGUUUCCAAACUGGAUUUGGAGAUACAGAUCUUAGAGUAGUUGGUGCAGGAUUUACAGAUACAUCCACUAAAUCGGACGUUGAUCUGCGACAAAUGUUAAGUUUGCCAUUCAAACCAGCUCCUUCACAUAUCCCAUGCACUGAAAUAGACGCAAGUUACAAUUCCCAUCCUCCAAUGACUUACAAGGUAUAUGUCGUUGAUAUACCAAGACCUGAUUAUACAGGUUUAAAGCUUACAAAAAAUGAUCCACAAGUGAAAUAUGAUCCUCGUCUUAGAAAAAUUUUCCGUGUUAGUAAAGCUGAAAUAGCUGAUUCUCCUAUGUCUCCACCACCAAUGAAGCCAGACACACCAAAAUCACCUCCACAAAUUCGAUCCGAUCCACGAAGAAAAGCGCUCGAAGUUUCUAAUCAAUCCUCACAGAAUGUUAGUGCUUCCAUGAUACAAGGUGCUCCGCAACAACCAAUGGAAAUGGCUAAUAUGGCUCUUGGUCCCCCUGGUAUGCCUGUUACACAAAAUAUGCCAGGAUCACAAAAUAUGAUGGCUAUGUCACCAAAUCCAAUGCUUGGAAAUAUGGGACCCAUGGGUCCCAUGAUGAAUUCUCCUAUGGGUCCACAAAAUAUGCCUCCAAUGAGUAUGACUAGUAUGCCAAACAUGACACCAACAAUGAAUAUGAAUGGACCAGUCAUGUCACAAAAUCAAAUGAACUAUGAUCCACGUUAUAAUGCACAACGCAAUAAUGGAGCUGGACUUUUAGGUCCUGCUCCUGGUGUAGGUUUUGGACCUGAUGUUGCUCCUGCAUAUGAUGGGCCUCCCCCAUAUACUGGAGGUAAUUUUAACAAUUUUGGUCCAAAUACUGGUCCUGCAGAUCCUAGCUUAAUGGGUUUCAAUCCAAAUGGGCCAAAUCCUCCAAAUUUUGUUAUGGAUAGUGGACCUGAUUGGAACGGUGCAAAUCAGAGUAGACGUGGUGGUCGUGUUAGGAGACGAAAUCGUAACAGGACCAACAUUGUGACCAAUAAUUAAUGCAAUAAUUCAUCCAUUUGUGUAGGUACAUAACUUAAGUACCUGAUGAUAAUUCUCAUAUGUAUGAUUAUACUAGCAUAGCACGCAUUGUUAUAUAAUGCAAUGAGCUAUAUGGUUCGCUUCAAUUAUUUUAUUGUCAACUGUACAAAUGUUUGACAGUAGGAAUUGUCCUUACAUACUUUAAUAUAUAAAAUCGAACAUACAGUGUGUAUAUGUAGUGCCGAUAAUUGCACUGUUUUGUGUUCUGCUCUUAAGGCUAAAUGCAUAUAGAGUAAACACAAUAUAGAACAAAUAAAGUUGGAAAAUAUUGUUUUUGAUAAUACAGAUAAUUAAAUUUUAAGGAAGAUCUGUAUAUAUCAUGUAUUUAUGAUUACUUCAAAAAGACAUUUAGUAAUUAAGGUACGCAGAAUAGGAAAAUAUUAGAUUGUACUCUAAUUGAUUUAUAUUUUUGUUAUGUCUUCCAAUAUAUAGUACAUAUACACACUUGCGCGCAUAUAUACAUACUAAAUGUUUCAUUUAAGAAAUUCAACAUGCCAUCUUUGCUUUUUGAUUAUACAAAAUUCAGUUAUAAAUGCACCAUUUACAAUUUUAACAUUUGAUUUAUUUAAGCAUUGUUCUAUAUGUGAUUUUCUCACUUUUGUAGGACUAAUUUUUGUAUAGAUUUUGCUAAUAGAUUAAAACACAAAAUAAUAUCUUAGUUCCUGUUUUUAUUUAUUGUAUUACAUUAUCUUAAUUACAAUAUAUAAAAAAAAAGUUUGGUGCAAUUAUAAAUCUAAUGUUCAACUGGCAAAUAUUAAAUUAUGUUAUAGAAAGUAAAUAGUUCCCUUUAAAUUAACUCUCAUGAGCAUAAUAAAUUUUAAUAAAUUAAAAAAUGGAAUAUAUAUAUAUAUAUAUAUAUAUAUAUAUAUAUAUAUCAUUCUUAAUUUACUUGAAUUUUUCUACAACACAAACAGCAUCAUUUCUGCUGACUUUUGUUGAACACAUUUUGUAUAUCCAUAAGCAAAGAAUAUGUA